AUGCCAGGUUAUUCGCUGGGAGCCAGUGCAACCCCAACACUCCUAACUUGGUGCUUUCUCUUUCAGGAUGCGCACAACUGUAUUCCUGAGCUGGACAGUGAGACGGCCAUGUUCUCCGUCUACGAUGGACACGGAGGGGAAGAGGUUGCCCUAUAUUGUGCCAAGUAUCUCCCGGAGAUAAUCAAGGACCAGAAGGCGUACAAGGAAGGCAAACUACAGAAGGCCCUGGAGGACGCCUUCCUGGCCAUCGAUGCCAAGCUGACCACAGAGGAGGUGAUUAAGGAGCUCGCUCAGAUCGCUGGGCGGCCCCAGGAUGACGACGAGGAGAAAGAGAAAGUGGCUGAUGAAGAUGAUGUGGACAAUGAGGAAGCGGCUCUUCUGCACGAAGAAGCCACAAUGACCAUAGAGGAGCUGCUGACCCGCUAUGGACAGAACUGCAUCAAGAACCUCAGGAACAAGCCACUCCCUCCGGCCGGGGAGAUGGGCCAGGAGCAUGGUGGGGAGGCGAGCGUGAAUGGAGAGACCAGCCCGGGAGAGCUGGCCGAGCACAGGGAGAGGAAGAAUGGGAAGCCAGACGACGAGGCCACGGGCAUUUCCUCCACCUCGGACGGAGCCGACGCUGGGGGCAACAGCUGUGCUGCAAAGCAGGCCGAAGUGGGCAGGGGCGAAGAGACGGUCACCUCCUCCACAGGGGAGGCGGGGCCCUCCUGCUCCUCCACUGGAAAGCCCCAGGGCACGGCCAAGUCCAAAUUUUUUGAAGACAGUGAGGACGAGUCAGAUGAGGCCGAAGAGGAGGAGGACAGUGAGGAGUGCAGUGAGGAUGAGGAUGGCUACAGCAGUGAGGAGGCAGAGAAUGAAGAGGAUGAAGAUGACACAGAAGAGGCUGAGGAGGAUGAGGACGAAGAGGAAGAGAUGAUGUUACCAGGCAUGGAGGGGAAAGAGGAGCCUGGCUCUGACAGUGGGACGACUGCCGUGGUAGCCCUUAUCCGGGGAAAACAGCUGAUUGUAGCCAAUGCUGGAGACUCUCGCUGCGUGGUGUCGGAGGGUGGCAAAGCUGUGGACAUGUCCUAUGACCACAAGCCGGAGGAUGAGCUGGAGUUGGCGAGGAUAAAGAACGCCGGCGGCAAGGUCACCAUGGAUGGGAGAGUGAACGGGGGUCUCAACCUCUCCAGGGCAAUUGGCGACCACUUCUACAAACGGAACAAGAACCUGCCCCCGGAAGAGCAGAUGAUCUCAGCCUUACCCGACAUCAAGGUGCUGACGAUAAACGAGGAACACGACUUCAUGGUUAUCGCAUGCGACGGAAUCUGGAAUGUGAUGAGCAGCCAGGAAGUGGUGGAUUUCAUCCAGGCCAAGAUCAGCCAGAAGGAUGAGAACGGAGACCUGAGGCCUCUCUCCUCCAUAGUAGAAGAGGUAAGCAGCCUGACUCCAGCUGCCCUUCGCUGGAUGGGCUUCCUCAGCUCGCUGGGCAGUGACUCCCUGGAGGGAGAGUUACUGGGGCAGGAAUCUGGGGCCCGCUCAUUGCUGGGUGGUGACGAAAUCCAUACGGACCCAACAACUUCAUCUGCCCUCCUAGUUUCAGAGGGGUAG
Molecule: messenger RNA, 1590 nt
Organism: Terrapene triunguis (Three-toed box turtle)
Lineage: Eukaryota; Metazoa; Chordata; Testudines; Emydidae
Gene: PPM1G
Product: protein phosphatase, Mg2+/Mn2+ dependent 1G
Exons: 8
Coding region: 1-1590 (529 amino acids)
Biological process (GO): protein dephosphorylation
Cellular component (GO): nucleoplasm
Molecular function (GO): protein serine/threonine phosphatase activity; cation binding
Source: RefSeq, a predicted model, not a curated record